GCAUUGCAGCAUUGGAAGCCACGUUGAGAUUUGGAAGCUCAUAAAGCAACAGACAUGGCCGGACGGGGACGCGGACGGUCCGAGGAUCGGAAUGCCGGAUUAGCGCUCUUGUUCCUGGUGUUGGCACCAGCGGUUGUGCGCGCGUUUGACUACAACGAGGCCAUGAGCAAGACUCUCUUGUUCUUUGAGGCGCAGCGGUCGGGCCCGCUCUCAGCUGGCUCAGAUCGUGUCCCAUGGAGGGGUAGCUCAGGUCUGAGCGACGGCUCUCUCGCGGGGGUGGAUCUGACGGGGGGGUACUAUGAUGCUGGCGACAACGUCAAGUUUGGAUUUGCCAUGGCCUUUUCAAUGACGCUGCUUUCGUGGUCUGUGGUUGAGUACGGCUCACCUCACUCCUCACCUUCACGGGGUCACACCCCAACCCCCAACGCCCUCAACGCCGUGCGGUGGGGCACUGACUGGUUCCUCAAGGCGUACCAAGGCCCUACCACGCUCUACGCUCAAGUCGGUGACGGGAACUCCGACCACGCAUGCUGGGAGCGCCCCGAGACGAUGGACACCCCCCGCACCGUGUACAAGAUCGACCAGAACAAGCCCGGGUCGGACUACGCGGGAGAGGCGGCUGCCGCACUCGCUGCCGCUUCCAUCGCCUUCAAGAACUCAGACCCGUCGUAUUCCGCUACGCUUUUGGACAACGCCAAGCAGCUGUUCCAGUUUGCCGACCAGUACCGCGCCAAGUACAGCGACAGCAUCCCUGAGGUCCAAAACUUCUACAACUCCUUCAGCGGCUACAACGACGAGCUCCUCUGGGCCGCCGCGUGGCUGCACCGCGCGACCGGUGACGCCACCUACCUCAAAUAUGUCGACACCAACGCGCAAAGCCUGAACGGCCUCGGCUCUAUCUCCGAGUUCAGCUGGGACAACAAGCUUGCGGGCGCACAGAUCCUGAUCGCUCGCCAAGUCCUACACUGCGGCGCCGACUCCAGCCAGAACCUGAAGCAGAUGCGCCAGAUGGCCGAGCAGUACGUGUGCGCUUACGUCAAUGGUGGCGUCACCUCCACCCCCGACGGCCUCGCGUGGGUCCGCCAAUGGGCUCCUCUCCAGUACUCCAACAACGCCGCGUUUGCCGCCGCUGUGUACAGUGACUAUCUGGCGGAGGCCGGGCAGAGCCUCACGUGCGGCGGAAAGACCUUCACGCCCGAUCAGAUCAUGACCUGGUCCAAGUCUCAGGUCGACUACGUUCUCGGCAAGAACAACGCGGGGCGGAGUCUUAUGGUCGGCUUCGGCAACAACUACCCCACCCGGAUGCACCACAGGGGGGCCUCCCUGCCCGUGACCGAGACCCCCUACUCGUGCGGCGAGGGCUACGCCCAAUUCUACAACACGCAGAACCCCGACCCGAACCUGAUCACGGGCGCCAUCGCGGGCGGCCCCGCGCAGGACGGCUCAUACGCGGACGACCGCAGCCGAUACGAGCAGAGCGAGCCCAUCAUGUAUAUCAACGCCGGGUUCAUGGGCGCCGUUUCGCGCGUUGCUCGCGGCUCCGCGGGCUCUGAUAGCACCCCUUCCCCGACUCAAAGCCCCUCCAGCACCGACUCCCCCACCCAGUCCCCGACCACUCCUGCCCCGACUCAGGGUUCGAGCACUGACUCCCCGACUCCUUCCCCGACCACUCCCGCCCCGACCACUCCCGCCCCGACCCAGAGUUCUCCCACCACUACUUCUCCCACUUCGGCCCCCACCGACUCCCCCACCGGAAGCCCGUCUAAAACCUCCAGCCCAGCCCAGGACAACUCAAACCCCCCCCCGAGCACUUCGUCCCCUACCCCGAGCCCUUCUAACCCCACCCCGAGCACUUCUUCCCCCACCCCGAGCACUUCUUCCCCUACCCCAAGCACUACCAGCUCACCCCCGAGCACUUCUAACCCCCCCUCGAGCGGCUCCGGGGGCAACUUCGUCGUCACUAGCACGGAGGAUUCAUCUUGGAACAGCGACGGCGGCAAGGUGACGCUCUACACCGUCACCAUCAAGAACGUCAGCGGGCGGACGUUCGACAACGUCGCGGUGAAGUGCGACAACUUCCACCCGGACCAGUACUGGAACCUGCUCAAGGGGGGGGCCGACGGCGAGUGCGCGGUGCCCACGUGGAUGUCGACAUUCGCCCCGGGGGCGAUGCUUACGUUUGGCUACAUCCAGGGGGGCAGCGGCGCGCAGUUCUCCGUCAACUUGUAGAAGCUCCCCGCUUCGGGGGGGUGUUUUGGGUUCGCUUCGGCGGGCUUGCUCAGCUUGAGCGAGCCGUCGUUUGGUUCGGUUAUGGAGGAGGCUUGUGGGUUCGGUUAAGGAAACGGAGUUGGUUAAGAUCACUCAUUCUGUGAUCGCGGGUGUCUAGGUUACGACGGUCCAUUCAUUGUCGCAGUUGCCCCACCGCGGGCAACAACACAGGUAUAGCUUAUAUGACAGUAUAACCAUAGGUUGUUGGUACGGGUCGAAACUUGGUACAGUAUAUUCCUCUUCUCUACAGCUGCAUUCUUUCAGCAUCUAGCCGGCCAGAAGGUUAGCGCAGUGCUAGUCAAAGAUUGGUGCCCUCAUCAGUCAACAACAAUAGCUUACACAGCUCAUGUAAGGACGGCCCCAGGUAAUUUUUAACAGGACUGCCACUGCCGACGAGACUUUCGAAAGCAGGAGUGACCUCAGACAGGAAGCUAGCAAGGUAGGAAUUUAUAAGCCCGAGAAAAGAGCCAAACGUCGAGAGUCAGGUGCUUCUGACCUCUGCACGUCGGCCGCUCACGGCAUUGAGAAAUAGACCACGUUGAACAGAUUGGACAUCGACCAUUUUGAAGCUGGUCUGAAUAUAUUUUGGACAUCGCAAUAAAACGGGUACGCCGGGA
Molecule: messenger RNA, 2885 nt
Organism: Klebsormidium nitens
Lineage: Eukaryota; Viridiplantae; Streptophyta; Klebsormidiophyceae; Klebsormidiales; Klebsormidiaceae
Source: the annotation of a GenBank genome assembly